Molecule: messenger RNA, 2046 nt
Organism: Didymodactylos carnosus
Lineage: Eukaryota; Metazoa; Rotifera; Eurotatoria; Philodinida; Philodinidae
Source: the annotation of a GenBank genome assembly
AUGGCAACAUGCAUGAGCGAGGAAAAUAAUUUAGAAGAUUUUACUGUUGUUUGGUUGGAUGCUAAUAUAGAUAAAACAAAAGAUUGUCUUGAUACACAAACUCAAUUACGUCAACGAAUUAAUUAUUUAAAAACGUUUACGAAUGCUGAUGAAUGUGUUGAUUAUGUGACCAAAAUUCAGAACGAAAAAGUAUUUUUUAUCGUAUCCGGUACCAUGGGUGAAAUUGUUGUUCCAUUAAUUUAUGAUGUUCCACAAAUACAUUCAAUUUAUGUCUUUUGUGGUAAUAAAGCGAAGCAAGAAAAAUGGACAAAACAAUGCGAAAAAGUUAGUGGUAUUUAUAUUGAUAAACAAUCAUUGUUAAAAAAAUUGCAAGAGAAUAUUGAAUCAUGUUCAAAACAAUUGUUACCAAUGAGUAUAUUUUCACCAGAAAUGAAUGGUGAGCGUUGUCUACAAGAUUUACGUGAAGACCAUGCAACAUUCAUGUGGUAUUAUUUUUUAAUUCGUAUUUUACUUCUCAUGCCCGCUACGCAUACAAAUUUAGCUAAACAUGAAAUGUUAGAAGAAUGUCGAUUAUAUUAUAAAGAUAAUCCACCUGAGCUAGCUAAAAUUGAGGAUUUUGAAAAUAAAUAUGAACCUGAGAAAGCCAUUUGGUGGUACACAUCUGACUGUUUUAUUUAUCGUUUAUUAAACAAGGCACUUCGUACUCAAAAUAUUGAGGCUAUUUUUAAAUUUCGAUUUUUUAUUGCUGAUCUUCACAAACAAUUAUGCUAUUUACAUGGUCAGUAUCGUGAAUUGUUAGGAUCAGAUAUACCACCAUUUUUAACUGUUUAUCGUGGACAAGGGAUGCCUAGAAUUGAUUUCGAAAGAUUAAAAAAAUGUGUCGGUGGACAAAUAUCAAUGAACACGUUUCUAAGUACAACACUUGACCGAGAACUUGCUUUGAUGUACGUUGUACUUGAUAGAUCAUCUAUAGAUAAUUCAAAAUUAGAGUCGGUACUGUUUGAAAUACAAGUUAACAUGAACAUCAAAACAAAACCAUUUUGUAAUAUUGACCAUCUGUCUAAGUUUGACGAUGAAAAAGAAGUUUUAUUUUCAAUUGGGACAGUAUUUCAGGUAGAAGCUGUUGAACUAAUCGAAAAUAACAUUUGGAAUGUAAAACUGAUUUCGAGUGACGAAUAUGAUAAACGUACCGAAAAACUAACAGCACAUUUGACAAAAGAAAUUGGUAAUUCACCAAAUCUUUUAACAUUAGGAUGGUUUCUCUAUCGGUUAGGCGAUUUUGAUAAAGCUGAACGAUUUUAUUGGAUGCUUCUCAAACAACUACCGGCGAAUCAUGGUGACAUUGGUACCAUUUAUAAUAACCUAGGAUUACUGUAUAAGGAUAAAUGCGAUUACAUAAAAGCUGUAGACUAUUAUAGUUUAGCACUUCAAAAUUACGCGAGAACACGUCAAGAAUUCCAUCCACAGAUCGGAACGACGUACAGUAAUAUGAGUGCGGCUUAUCUCAGUCAUGGAGACCUCGAUAUGGCCAAAACGAGUUUGGAGAUGGCGUAUCAAAUUUUAUCUCAUUCGUAUAAGUCAGACAAUCCAUUAUUAGCGUCAAUUUAUAACCAAUUGGGUCAGAUCUCUUACAUGAGCGGUAAUUAUGAGGAGGCUCUCAAACAUCAUAAAAAAGCACUUAAUAUGAAAUUAACUUUUUUACCUUCUGAUCACAUAUCUAUGGCAACCACUUAUAGCAAUAUCGGUGCAGCUCUUAAAGAAAACGAUGAUCUGAGAGAAUCAUUAAACUACUAUCAAAAGGCUCUUACUGUCUGCAUACAAUCAAUGCCAACAAGUCAUCCAGAUUUUGCUAAAAAUUACAAUAAUAUUGGCCUUGUUUAUUUAAAAAACGGGGAUACCACAUCAGCACUGCAAAAUUUUGAAACUGCAUACCAAAUUGGGCUAGGUACUUUGAGGCCAGGUCAUCCUGACAUUAUUGAGUAUGAAAACAAUAUUGAGACAGCUAAAAAUAAAUUAAAAUCUAAUAGUCAGUUUAAAAAAAAAUGA